AUGGAUUCUCCACCAUGGCGGGAAGUUCAAGAUGACCUAGGUCGACCAGCACCAUCAAAUUAUCCGGUGACGAUGGAUGUUACUGAUGGCGAAUUUGUCCGAUUACAUUCACUGUUCAAAAAUCAUGAUUUUCUCAAAAUAGAACUUAAUUCAGAUGAUUUUCUUCAUGGUGUGACAAAACUGUGUUCGACGGGCAUUCGCGUUAUGAUUAAUGGUGUUGAAAAAGUGUACUAUGGUGCACUUUUUUUUACUGUCGGCGAUUAUCUGGCUCAGCAACAAUUCCAUGGAAGAAAAGAAUCAGUGUCAGUCAAAAGGCUUUGUCCUUGUUGUGAUGUUAGUUCUGAUAAUUAUAUUGACAGUAUAGAUCAAGUUCCCUCCCCCUAUAGUAUAGAACAGUAUGAACAAGCAUGCACAAUUAUUGAAAGCAUGACUACCGCGAAUAAUCCCAGUACGCUUGAAUUUUGGCGAAAGUUUUAUGGUAUAAAUGUAAGAAGUAUUUUUUACAAUUCACUAAAUUUUGAUCCAACUAUUCAAGUAUUAUUUGAUCCAAUGCACGUUCUCCUUCAGAGAGUGUGUAAAUUUCAUCUCAACGUUUUCUUGGACUAUUGUAGGAGAAAUAAUGUAUUUACAAUUGACGAAUUUUGCCAUGAGGUGAAUACAUUUGAAUAUGAUAUUAACGAGUCGUCAUACAAGCCUCAUCUGAGUAUUAAACUUGAAGAUGUAGCCGCACAAAUAGGUGGAGAUGAAUUGCACGCAGAUAUUGAUGCAUGGGGUUUAUCACCUGAAACAACACAUACAGCAAAAACUUGUAAAAUAAAUGAAAUAUGUUAUUCAAUUGGAACGGUAUUAUGUACAUCUAGUCAAUACUUGACACAUGCACCGCAAUUAGCCCAAAUUGUUUACAUUUUUAUUAUUGGUGAUAAUACAGUUUUUGGUAUUCGGUUUUUAAAAACUGUCAACUAUGAUGAAUAUCUUAGAGCGUUUAAGGUACAGGGAAGAGAACGUUUUGGGACCAUGGCAGCUGCUGAUUUAAAGUAUGUUUGGUCAUUAAAAAAUGGUUAA
Molecule: messenger RNA, 1062 nt
Organism: Didymodactylos carnosus
Lineage: Eukaryota; Metazoa; Rotifera; Eurotatoria; Philodinida; Philodinidae
Source: the annotation of a GenBank genome assembly